CAGGAGCAAGAGGAGGGGGAGAUGGGAGGAGCGACGGUUUGAGGUCCAGGUGGUCGAGCCAGCGUAAAAACGCACCAAACACACGCCAAACGCUGACGAAAUAGUGAACGUCAUUAAAAAAAAAAAAAAAAAAAAGCUCUCUCCUACCAGCUCCUGGCACCUCUCUGAAUGAAUAAGCUGUUUUUCAGAGAAAGCCUCCUGGAUUUGCUGGUGCAGAAAUAACCAAAAGAGCGGAACGGUGGUGCGUCGCUGCGAUCUCUCCAGAAAACAGCUCAGAGUAAAGUUUAGAUUUUUUUUUGUAGUUUUUAGUAUUUUGGCCAAAUAAGGCAACUUUUUUUUCCCCAAAAAGGUCAAGACGGCUUAUUUCAGUGACAAGUGGAAAUAUGUUCAAGAAAAGCAAAAGUAAAGUGCUGGUGGAUUAUGCGUCAGAGGAAGACGACAUGUCCUGGCACUAUCAUCACUCUUACAAGGACAAAGACAUAGAAGGAGAGGAAGAGGAGGAGGAAGCUGUCACCGCAGUAUCCAAGGAUGCCAUGGUAAAGAAGAUCAUGUCCAAGAAAGAGAGGAAGGAGAAGAAAAUGUUCUCUUCUAAAGAUGAUGAGCACUUCUUGUUGACCGGGGUAAAUCUGGCUGAUCGCAGAGGAUCUCACAAGAAAAUCAAGGAUGAUGAGAAGGAGAAGGAAAAGAAAGACAAGCCAGAGAAGGGUCACUGCUUUUGGGAGAGCGUUACCAUGACGAUGAGGCAGAUCUCACCCACCAAAAAACUGGAGAAGAUGGAGGGCUGGGAGCCGCCUCGCCUGGAGAACUUAUCUGAGACUGAGACCGACGAAGCCCCAGAGAAAAACAGCCAAAAAGGGGACUCGCCGGUGUCUUUCCCCGACGCUCUAGGUCUCCCGUUGGAAUUGGCCUCCUGGGGAGGCCGGGGUCUUGAGGAGGACUCCUCCCGCUAUGCUAACCUGUCGGACUCCAAGGAUUCAACGGCCGCUGUCAGGUGGACGGCCCGCGCCAAAGUCAAGCUGGCUGGCAUCAGCAGAAUGAGCAGAGGGAUUGUGUCAGAGAGCGCUUGGGAGGGGUUUAAAUAGUCGCAAUUUUACCUUUGAUACACCUCCUUCCUCAACCAAUAGAGAGGAUGAAGACCUGAACCAAAUAUGUAGUCUCUAGUUCUGGACAAAUCCGGUGUUCAUUUUUAACUGGUAUUGAGAUGCUGUAGUCAAGCCGUGAAAAUAACACAUUAGGUUUGUCCUUUUUAUUUUAGAAGACAGUCAGUUUUAUCAGCGGGCUUCUUGAGCCUCUUUUGAACCACUGACAUAAACAAAUGAAAGCCUUAAACUGCUGUAUCAUUUCAACUGUGAUGUCACUGGCCUGGCAUUUAGAUAUUUUUAUUUUGCCAAGUAAUGAGAAGAGUGAUUUUCAUGUAAUUAUUGUGGCUGUCAGUAAUCAAUGAAGAAUAUGAAAGCCUGCUACUGAAGACUUCAUGUUGGUUUCCACUUCCUUUCUGUCUAUGCAGUCACAGCCUCUGAAGAAUGUGAGUCCGAAGUCUUAACUUAUAUUAUCAGUGACAGGCUUAAAAUCUGUGCAAUUCUGUGUGUGUGAGAGAGAGAAAGUGAGUUUGCGGAUGGACAUGCACGCAUUUUUGUUUUAGUUGGCAGAUGGCAUCGCAAAGGAGAUUAGAAGUGAGGAUGUGUGGGGAGUAUGUGGGGGCGAUAAAUGCUGUGAAAAAAAAAAUUAUCAAAGCAACCCCCACAGUGUCAUAGACUGUUUAAAUCUGAUGCUGAUUUAAUAUUUAUAAAGUCUGCACCGAUGAAAAGAUAAAAGCCAAACUGUCUCGUAGGUUGUAAAGUGCCUUGUAUCAAAUAAAUCGACAUGAUGCUGUAAAUUUGUACUAGAUUAAAUCGUCCUCUGAGCACAAACCUGCUGUGCUCAUCCAAACGUCUGUGCAGGUGCAGGUGGGUCGACCCGGCAUGCGCCUGUGCUGCACCAGCUAAUGAGACACUUCCUAGUUACAAACAAAGCUGGUCAGUUGUUUAAAUACAUAUAUGUGUAUAUCUCUGAAACAAUGUAAAGUCCUUUCUACAGUGAUUUUUCUUUUAGGUGAAUGAGAAAUUUCAUGCCACUGGCCUUUGCUUCUCUCUUCUGUUCUUUGUUUUAAUCUGAAUUUGAUACUGAAGUCUGCUUCACUGCAGCCAGAAGUGUACACAGAUACAGUGUCCACUUCCAGGGAUGCCUGUAUCCUGUAUUUAUUCACUAAAUGGCUGGGUCAUAUUUUCUCAAGCAGAAUAAAGAGUUUAGUUUGA
Messenger RNA from Larimichthys crocea (large yellow croaker), 2294 nucleotides. Its product is annotated as testis development-related protein. Lineage: Eukaryota; Metazoa; Chordata; Actinopteri; Sciaenidae. The coding region runs from base 384 to 1082 and encodes 232 amino acids. The transcript is spliced from 4 exons. The record is from RefSeq and is a predicted model, not a curated record. Gene Ontology annotation, cellular component: nucleus; cytosol. Gene Ontology annotation, biological process: spermatogenesis.